This is a messenger RNA of Rhizophagus irregularis DAOM 181602=DAOM 197198, 592 nucleotides long. RefSeq lists its product as uncharacterized. Lineage: Eukaryota; Fungi; Glomeromycota; Glomeromycetes; Glomerales; Glomeraceae. The record is from RefSeq and is a predicted model, not a curated record.
GUUUCUGAUAUCGUCCCACAAAUAAUGUCAUAUUUCGAUAAUGGCGAUUGUAACAAGGAGAUCAAUGGAACGACUGCUUUAUUUGAUGAGAAGAAAAUUACAAUUUGUUAUCAUGAAUUCAAUAAUUCUUAUCCAGCAGCAAUGAGAAUCGAUGAUAAAAUUUGGCCCAACGUCAAGCAUUAUUUUCAUAUUAUGAAAAGCGAAACGGAAAAAGCUUCUUUGAUGGAAAUAAAUUCUCAUGAUAGAAAUAUUUUGCUAGAAAAUAUCUUGCGUAAAGCACUAUACAAUAAAUUCUCGCAACAUUCACGACUUAAACAUAUACUUUUAUCAACUCGAAUUGCUUCCAUUUGCUUUACACAAGAAACCUGCCAAUGUAAUUUACAUGAUUACGUACAUCUAAACUCAAAAAAUACCGUGAAAAGUGAUACAAAAAUCUUAAAAGCAAAGUUUAUCAAUAUCUUGGAAGAAGUAAGAUAUAAUUUGAUUCAAGAAGAGAGAGAAAGAAUUAAGUCAGAGCAUGGAAAUUUAAUGAAUAAAGAAAAGAAUCUUUUCCUAUUGUGAAACGAGUAACCAUUGGGUUGUAAUAAAUAAU